Paramecium sonneborni is the source of this 785-nucleotide messenger RNA. NCBI's taxonomy places the organism in Eukaryota, Ciliophora, Oligohymenophorea, Peniculida, Parameciidae. The record is from the annotation of a GenBank genome assembly.
AUUUAAUAUCGUUUUUUAUUCAUGAGAUCCACAAAUAAUAGAAGAUAAGAAUAAGUAAUGACUAGCCAAUAUGUAACUCCUUAAGGAAUUUGUGAUUAAGAACAAGCUAAAGCAAUAGCUAAGAAACUCUUUGAUUUGUACGACAGAGAUAGAAACGGCAUUAUAGAUGGUUAAGAAGGUAUGGAACUUAAGUUAUUACUAUAGUUUCACCAAUGCUUAUUGAUGCGUAUCGAGGAAUGAGUAAAGCCUUCAAUCCAACACAAGUCAAAUUAUUAAAUAUUCUUAGGCAGAUGUAGAUACAUUCGUAUAAGUUUUGGAUGUAAAUAGAGAUGGUAAGAUAACCUAUUAAGAUGUGGAGAAUUACGCAUUACGUAUAUUGGUAUUAAUAAUAAUCAUUUUUAGGCUGGUAUUCAACCAUUACCAUCUUACAGUAUUUAAUUACCACCUUAAAGAUAAUAUAAUAGAAUGGUUGAGGAAAGAUUGGAAGUUGCAAGAAGAUUAUUCAAGAAAUUUGAUGUCACUUAAUGUGGUUACUUGACUAGAAAUGAAGUAUACAAAUUAGAGGUAAGGUUAGGUUCCUGGAUUAUUAAGAGAAACUUAUAAACAAUUGAAUAUUGAGUUUGAACCUACACCUUAAGAUGUUCAAGCUUGGAUGGAUAUGACUGAUACAGAUUGUGAUGGUAAAGUUGCUUUACAGGAUUUCGAGUAAUCAAUUAUUAGGUCUUUGUAAGAAUAGGGUAUAUCCCUUUAUUGAAUGAGAAUAUAAAUUAAAAUAUUCAAUAAUU